Lucilia sericata (common green bottle fly) is the source of this 2024-nucleotide messenger RNA. RefSeq names its product importin subunit alpha-5 (gene Kap-alpha1). NCBI's taxonomy places the organism in Eukaryota, Metazoa, Arthropoda, Insecta, Diptera, Calliphoridae. The record is from RefSeq and is a predicted model, not a curated record. Gene Ontology annotation, biological process: NLS-bearing protein import into nucleus. Gene Ontology annotation, cellular component: cytoplasm; nucleoplasm; nucleus. Gene Ontology annotation, molecular function: nuclear import signal receptor activity; protein binding.
UUUUCUGUCGAUGUAUUGAAAUGUCCACUACACAUAGGCAUCGCUAUAAAAAUGCUGGACUGGACUCUUCCGAAAUGCGUAGACGACGCGAGGAGGAGGGCAUUCAAAUACGCAAACAAAAACGUGAGCAACAGCUCACCAAAAGACGCAAUGUGGUUUUGGAAAAUCCUAAUAGCGCCCUAUUAAAUAACAUGGAUAAUGAUAUUAUGCAGGAAUCUGAAAUGCUUCAACUUCCCAAUGAUAUUUUAACACCAACCGAAGGUUUGGAUUUAUCUAAGAAUUCUGAACUACAACAGCAACAACAACAACAGUACCAACAUAUACCUCAAACUGUGCUUAACCAUCAGCAACAACAACAGCAGCAGCAACCAAAUGUUUACAUUUCACCACAACAACAGCAAACGAAUACCGUGAUUAAAAAAGAAAUGAUUGAUGCUUUAUACAGUGAAAUCGAAAGUGUACAAUUGGAUGCCACACAAAAGUUUCGCAAAUUAUUAUCUAGAGAUCCAAAUCCACCCAUUGAAGAAGUCAUACAAAAGGGUAUAGUUCCAAGAUUUGUUCAAUUCUUAAAGAACAAUAAUAAUUCUUCAUUGCAGUUUGAAGCCGCUUGGACUUUAAAAAUUGCUUCGGGUACUUCACAACAAACCAAAAUUGUUAUUGAAGCUGGUUCAGUUCCCAUCUUCAUUGAAUUACUCUCAAGUCCUCAUGAUGAUGUACAGGAACAAGCUGUUUGGGCUUUAGGUAAUAUAGCCGGUGAUUCGCCAGCCUGUCGUGAUCAUUUGCUAAAUUCGGGCAUAAUGCAACCUCUAUUGCAUGUUUUAAGCACCACCGAACGUUUAACAAUGAUACGUAACGCCGUUUGGACCUUGUCCAAUCUGUGUCGUGGUAAAAAUCCUCCAGCAGAUUUUACAAAAAUUGUUCACGGUCUACCCAUAUUGGCGCGUCUAUUAAAUCACUCAGAUACCGAUGUAUUAAGUGAUACAUGUUGGGCCAUUAGUUAUCUAUCCGAUGGUCCUAAUGACAAAAUACAGGCUGUUAUAGAUGCUGGGGUUUGCAGGCGUUUAGUAGAAUUACUAAUGCAUCCCCAACACAAUGUAGUCACUGCUGCUUUGCGUGCUGUAGGCAAUAUUGUUACCGGCGAUGAUGUACAAACUCAAGUUAUUUUGAAUUGUAAUGCUUUGCCCUGCAUUAGUUAUUUGCUUACCUCACCUGUGGAUACGAUUAAAAAAGAAGCCUGCUGGACGAUCUCAAAUAUUGCAGCGGGCAAUCGUCAACAGAUACAAGCCGUCAUCGAUGCCAAUAUCUUUCCUACUCUCAUUAAUAUUAUGCAAACGGCUGAUUUUAAAACGAAACGAGAGGCCGCCUGGGCCAUAACAAAUGCCACAAGUAGUGGUACGGCUGAACAAAUACGAUAUUUGGUUCAUGUUGGUUGCAUACCUCCCAUGUGUGACUUCUUAACUGUCGUCGAUUCGGAUAUAGUACAGGUGGCAUUAAAUGCUUUAGAAAAUAUACUUAAAGCAGGUGAAAAAUUCACUGCAAGACCAAACCCCUAUGCCAUGGCUAUUGAGGAAUGUUCAGGUUUGGAUAAAAUCGAAUAUUUGCAAUCACAUGAAAAUCGUGAUAUAUAUAAUAAAUCCUUCUAUAUAAUCGAACAAUACUUUGGCAAUGAGGAGGAGGACGUACGAGUAGCACCCUCAGUGGAUGGUAAUCAAUAUGCGUUCAAUACGGAUUUAGGUGCUCCACAAGGUGGUUUCAAUUUCUAGCCUCCUCAACUGAUGAUAAAAUAAUACUAAAACAUUAUUAUAAACAACAUACAUAAUGAUGAAUGACGAACUUAGUUAGUAAAGCUAUAAUGACUACCUACUAUUACUACUGCUAAGACAAAAGUAAAUUCUCACAAGUAUUUGCAAUUAUACGCAACCAACCAACCAACCAACUAACUACAAACAACCAAAUAUGAAAUCUUUAAAUUGUAAAUGAGAUUUAUUUGUUUUUUUGCAAAAGAAAUAUAAUGUAAAACAUAA